This is a messenger RNA of Candida dubliniensis CD36, 276 nucleotides long. It is a transcript of the gene TIM10, whose product is annotated as protein transporter. Gene Ontology annotation, cellular component: mitochondrial inner membrane. The transcript has a single exon. NCBI's taxonomy places the organism in Eukaryota, Fungi, Ascomycota, Pichiomycetes, Serinales, Debaryomycetaceae. The coding region runs from base 1 to 276 and encodes 91 amino acids. Gene Ontology annotation, biological process: protein insertion into mitochondrial inner membrane. The record is from RefSeq and is a predicted model, not a curated record.
AUGUUUGGCUUAGGUGGUGCUACUCCUCAAAUUUCAUCUCAACAAAAACUUCAAGCUGCUGAAGCUGAAUUAGAUAUGGUUACUGGGAUGUUCAAUGCUUUAGUUUCUCAAUGUCAUAGCAAAUGUAUCAACAAAUCUUAUAAUGAAGCUGAUAUUUCUAAACAAGAAGCUUUAUGUCUUGAUAGAUGUGUAGCCAAAUAUUUUGAAACUAAUGUUCAAGUUGGUGAAAAUAUGCAAAAAUUAGGUCAAUCCGGUCAAUUUAUGGGUAGAAGAUAA